Molecule: messenger RNA, 693 nt
Organism: Necator americanus (New World hookworm)
Lineage: Eukaryota; Metazoa; Nematoda; Chromadorea; Rhabditida; Ancylostomatidae
Exons: 1
Coding region: 1-693 (230 amino acids)
Biological process (GO): DNA integration
Molecular function (GO): nucleic acid binding
Source: RefSeq, a predicted model, not a curated record
AUGCCUCCACUACCAAAGGACAGGGUUAUAAAGUCCAGACCAUUUCAAAAUGUCGGAUGUGACUUCAUGGGUCCUUUCACUUCAAAAACUCUCGAGAAAAUGUACGUGUGUUUAUACACCUGCCUUACAACUCGAGCAGUACACUUAGAAGUGGUCGAAAAUCUAUCAGCAGGAGCAUUCCUCAAUUGUUUCGUGAGAUUCGUCUCGCGCAGAGGAGUUCCAGAGAUUGUCCGCUCAGAUUGCGGAACCACCUUCAAGCUUGGUGAAGUCAUUAUCACAAAGAUGUUCUGCGACCUCAACGAGAAUGGUCGAUCUCUUAUGUCAUAUUGUGCAUCCCAACGAAUAAAGUGGAUCUUCAAUCCUCCUGGAUCCCCCUGGAUGGGUGGUGCAUCGGAACGACUAGUCGGUUUAACUAAGAAAGCGUUUAACAAAUCAAUAGGGCGCAAACGCUUGAGUUUUGCAGACAUGUGCACCGUGAUGGGGAACGGUAAAGAGGGUCCCGGCGGAUUCUCCGCGAAUGCCUCCGAGACAACGUGCCUAGUGGAUAUGCCGGUGGAUACGCGAGCAUACCUCGAAGAGGUCACGCUCCAGUUGUACAUGAAGACGCAGACAACCGUCUUAGAUGUUCUUCUAGCCACAGAGACGCAGAAAGCUGCGGAGUUACAAGGAAAUAUGCUAAGAAGAGUGGUAUGA